GCUAAAUGGCGUUUUUCAGCAGAAGCAACAAUAUAUUGUUCCUGGCUCUGUUCUUUUUGGUGACCUGCUUUCUGACGAUCUUCCUCUACUCGGGCGUGAAUCAUGAGUACUUGCGAGUGCAGUCAAUGACGAUCUAUGCUUGUCUGGUGGUGGUCAUGCAGUUCACACUGGCUGACUUCAUCAGGUUUCUGGUGCUGUCCAUAGACAAAGCCACGUGGCCAACUAAGCAGCAAGACAAUGUCGUCGACGAUAGCAGCAAGCAGCAUACGCGCUUGGAUUAUCUCAAGCUGCGGCUGGAGACGCUGCGUGCGCAGCUGCUGAUUACGCCGGAGCAUCGCGACGAGCGACUUAAUCUCAAAUAUCAGACCAUAGGACGCGAUCUGUGGCUAUAUGGCAAGUACUUUCUGCUGCUGUGCGCCCUGGUGCUGGUCACACGCAAUGAGCUGCUCUAUCAUGACUACCACUUCAAAGUUGCGCUCAUGGAGCGCAAUCAGAGUCUGACGCGCGGCAUCAAUGAAACCUUCGUACUAAGCGAUGUCUACACAUUCAUUAACAGCACGCUGGUGAACGCCUUUAAUCCGAACCGUACCGAAAAGGGUCUGCGCCGCUGGUUGUAUGGAGAUCACACAACAAAGCUGGGCGUGGUGCGAUUGCGGCAGCUGCGCCGAUGCCAAAGACACAUUGGCUGGAAGUGGCAGGUUUUUACCACUAGGGAUUACAAUACAGGGUGGAAGCUGCCGUACAGUCGCGUGCCGUAUACGGACAAGUACUGGCGCAUCUAUGAGCCCUGGCUGGCGUAUGGCUCGCAUCCCGACAUCAAGGGCACCAUCUACAUUGACAUUCAGCAUCACGGCUACUUCCAGUAUUAUCCCGAGCUCUCGGGCUACGUCACGCUGCUGGCGCGCAGUUCCAAUAAUUCGCGCAUUGUCUUGGACUAUCUGAUAGAGAAAAACUGGCUAAAUACGAAUACAUCCAUGCUCUUCAUGGACUUUACCACCUACAACGUGGAUGCGGAUAUUUUUACCAUAUUUACGAUUAUGGUGGAGCGCACGCCCCUUGGCAGCAUUGAGACCAAAGUAUUAGUCCAGAGCGUAAUGCUGCUGGGGCUGCAUAAUCUAUCCUUUAUACGUCUGUUAAUCACGGCCAGCUAUGUCAUAGUCUUUCUGCAGUUUGCCAAGUCGCUGAUAGGCACGCUCUGGCAUGAGCCGCGUCAGUUCAAGCGUGUGUGGAAUAUAGUGGACGUGCUGAUUAUUGGACUGAAUGUGUUAAUCCUAGGACUGUUUAUCAAGAAGGAGGUACUGACAGAGGCGCUGCUCAAGAAGGUGGAGGGCUCCAGCACACUACACUUUCUGGAUUACCGCGAGCCAGCGCGUGUUCAAAAUAUCAACGAAAUCCUCACGGGCUGCCUCGUUUGCUUGGCCACUCUGCGCCUGUGGAAGGUUAUGCAGUUCGCCAGUGUCUUCAAGCUAUUCACAAGCACUCUCUACUCGGCCUGGAAGGCGCUGCUUAGUACCGCUCUGCUUAUUGGCAUUGUCCUAGUGGGCGUUGGCAUCGCUCUGGUCAUUAUCAAUGGCAAUAAUUCAAUCCACUUUAGCUUGCUGCCCGUGGGCGUUGUCACUGCCAUCUGUUUAAGCUUUGGAUUCAGCAACCAGAUUUCGCCCAAGGAACAAUUUUAUGGUGGAGAGCUGCUCGGACUGUUCUUCUAUGCUCUGCAGUGCUUUGUGCUGGCCAAGCUGCUCAUUAACGUACUGGUCUCGCUCAUUCAUGACUACUUUAUGGCUGCCAAGGCUAAGCGAGAUGCCACGCAAAAGAAUGAGAUUGGCUUUCCGCAGUUUUUGAAGCUUGAAUUCGCUGAUCUCUGGCGAUUCUUUCGCAGAGCUCCCUGCUGCAGCAAGAAGUAUCGUCGCCGCAAGCGCACCGUGGCCCAGAAUAUUGACCGUAUACUGAAGGCUAAUGAGGGUUAUCGGUUGAAGCACAGAUACAAAGCCUUUUCGCGAGCAACAGGUGGUCCACAAAACUACACCACACUCCAAGCUGCCGAUAGGAUCAAGCACAAUGAAUACAUAAGACGCGUGGAUCGACUCUUUAAUGUUGCCGCCAUACUGCAGAUCCAAAUGGAGCUGCUGGAGCAUUUGCUCUUCGACGAUGAGGGCAAUUACCAAGACGACGAGGAUAACUACACUGGUCGCAAUGAAGGUUAACUCAAACAU
Molecule: messenger RNA, 2210 nt
Organism: Drosophila busckii
Lineage: Eukaryota; Metazoa; Arthropoda; Insecta; Diptera; Drosophilidae
Product: polycystin-2
Exons: 1
Coding region: 6-2201 (731 amino acids)
Biological process (GO): detection of mechanical stimulus
Cellular component (GO): membrane
Molecular function (GO): calcium ion binding; calcium channel activity
Source: RefSeq, a predicted model, not a curated record